AUGGGCAACGCACCGCUUAUAUUGAUCAACGGUUGGCCUGGCGUCGGUAAACAAACCGUCGCGGAGAUGUUGGCACUUCUUCUUGGGGAGGACAAGGCACACCUCGUCGACGACAACAACUUUGUUGGCACCGUCCAUCUGCCUCAUGGCCACCCUGACUUUGAAAAGUCAAAGAGGGAGGAUCGAGACACAGCAUUCGCCAAUUUUGUCGAAGAUGCCUCCUCACUAGGCAAGAUCACAAUCUUUACCGACUGCCAGGCGGAUACCAUUGAAGGACGCAGCGUUGCUCAGGAGUAUGAAGCAACUGCGGCACGCAGCAACCGCGCUCUCAUCCCCAUAUACCUGGAUUGUCAGCUAGAGGAAAACCUACGACGGGUCCAGACGCUGGAGCGCAGGACGAGCCUGAAGGACAAGAUCCGCAGCCCUAAGGAGGCCCGGUCUGUCCGCAACGAAGGCGGUCGCCUCUUUGUUUUCCCUGACCACAAUGGCCUGACUCUCAAUAUCACGAACAUGGCGCCCGGCGAGGCUGCCAUUAGUAUUCUUGGCUUCAUGAACGACGAGAUAGCUCGCAGAGAUACUGAGCUCGCAAAUGCCGAAACGACACCUCUGGAAGGGCAGGAGCCGGAUUGGUUACAUCUGGAUGCAAGAUGA
Molecule: messenger RNA, 651 nt
Organism: Phaeoacremonium minimum UCRPA7
Lineage: Eukaryota; Fungi; Ascomycota; Sordariomycetes; Togniniales; Togniniaceae
Exons: 1
Coding region: 1-651 (216 amino acids)
Source: RefSeq, a predicted model, not a curated record